Rhizoctonia solani is the source of this 2256-nucleotide messenger RNA. RefSeq lists its product as uncharacterized. The coding region runs from base 1 to 2256 and encodes 751 amino acids. The transcript is spliced from 3 exons. The record is from RefSeq and is a predicted model, not a curated record. Lineage: Eukaryota; Fungi; Basidiomycota; Agaricomycetes; Cantharellales; Ceratobasidiaceae.
AUGAUCGCUGCCGACCGCAGUGGGUCGGGCUCUGCACGGUGCGCCUUUUGUCGAAGCCUAUUCGAACAAUCAGGUGUUCGCAGGCUCCACGUCGACUUGGGCGCCGUUCCCUCCGAGGUCGGAAGCUGCGAUGGUAGUGAAACGGUCAACGGUGAUGCUGAGGAUGAGACUCGUUCACUUGCUCGUGAGGCAGAUAGAUUGGCUGCCGCCGUUGCCAACGCCGUCUUUGAACAAGACGAGGAGAAAAUCAAAUCGACGUCUACAGAGGGGCGACAAUGGAUAUCGGCGCAAAGCCAGGUUAAUCGAACGGCUCGAUACCCGGUAUUAAGGGCGCUAACACAAUUAGCAGUUGGUAAUAUGCAAAAUUAUCAUGCCUGUCAACAAUUGGAGCAGAAGCUACUCGAUUCGCGGGCAAAUGUGUCUCAACUCAUGGAAAGGAUUCAAACGCUAGCGGACAUUCGGUUAUUGGAGCAGGAGCGUGACGACCUCAGAGCGACACUAAUGACCACGGAAAGGUCACUCCGAACCACCACUUCUUCUUUAGCAGACGCAACAGCUUCCUUAGCUGAAUCCGACACUGCUCUCGCCGCGGCCAAAGUCGAGCUCGAAGCGCGAGAAUCGAUCCGGACCGAGCUGGAAACGCUCAAGGCCGAAUUGGAGGCGGCUCAGGCAUCCCGAGAGGAAUACAAAGCGUCGUUGAACAAGUCGAAGAAGGAGCUUGCAAGUGUGAAGCACGAGUUGAAGCAGCUUAGAGCCGAUCAAGACCAUGCUGCCCCCCAUACGUUAAAGGAAAACGCUGCUGCAGACACUUCCGCUGCGAGUGCGAGCGUGCCCGAGAAACUGAGUCGCCGGAGGUCGCGCAAAUUGUCGCAUUCUGCGCCCAAGGCCCCAGGUGAGGAUGGGUUGAAGAAGUUGGAUGGUGCUCGACCGAAGAAAUCUCGGCAUCCGACAAAUGGAGAUCAGACGGAAGACGAACGGAAAGAGCCUGGCGAUCACGCGACCGAUGACCUUUUGAAGACGGGAGAACACACCAAGUCAAAGGGCCACUCGAAAGACAAAGAGCGGAAGGAGCGUGGGAGGGAGAGGCAUCGCGGGAAGGAUCAUGGGGAAGGAAAGCAAAAGGACAAGGGAGAUGACGAUCGACCACCCCCCGACUCAGAGGUACUAGGAGACAGCCAGCCCAACGGAUCCGAUUCUAAACACUUGGGCGAAAAAUCUCACAAGUCCAGCAAAUCCAAGAAGAAAUUGCACGUUACCCCGACCGACGACUUGCAUCCGCUGGAACGCUCUGCGUCAGCCCCUCCAGGGACCGAGGCUGAGGACUUCGAGAUGCUCAAAGUCUCGACAGAAUCGCUUCCUCAAUCCAAGGCCGAAUUGUCCAAAUCAUCGGACCCACCGUCGCCACACGCAGGAGGCGGAUCAGGAUCCAAGGGCAUGUCACCCCCGCCUACUACGGCUCCUCGUCGCGGGCUGGUCGAAACUCUUGCAAAAGGCCGCGACGGUCCAGCAAUGCGAGUUUUGCGCAGAGCGAUGGGUCGAAAGCAACCUUCGAACACAACCAACGACCUGGGUUCUGCGUCAACAGUCGUGAAUAUGAAACCAGCUCCUGGAGCCUCCCCUUCUGGCUCUUCUUCGUCAAGCCCACCAUCUGCUUCCCAGGCCGCGGAUCCUGCGUUCGCCCCGCAUGCUCAGGCUUCGGGUGAAUCUGCCCAAGCUCCUCGGACGACUGCGUAUUCCACUUAUCCUCUACCAAGCAUGGAGAAUAUUGCAGGAUUUGGAAUCCCGGGCGUGGUACAUGAAAUGUCUCAUGGACCAUCGUUUGGUGCUUAUGCUCACGGAGAUGCCACCCGACGGUUCACGGACACCAUAUCGCGUGGCCGCGGACAGCCUGCUCCUGCCCCUGGCCCACGAACCUCUGAGGACCGAGGAAGUGAUGGAUACGACCGCGAGUGUACCUGGCCGUACGAGUCAUGGGACCAGAGUCGAUCAAGAGGCAAAGGGCGGGAUCGCGAGGACAGGCAUGAGCGUAAGCGCUCGGGACAUCGACGCAACUUUUCGAACGAAUGGCACGGAGAGGAAGGCGUGGCUCCCAUCAGGCAUUAUGUACCUGCCGACGACCUACCUGGGAUGAGUCGCCAUGGGUUCGGUGAGAUUCCGUAUGGCGAAUCUCCUCCCUCAUACCCCCCACUAUACGAACAAUUUAUGGACGCACUGCCUCCCAAGGCAUCGUUCGCCAACUUACGAGGGAUGAAAUAG